AUGCUGUUACCACCACUAUCAGAUGAAAAUCCCAGAAGAAAAAAGAUUUUAACAUCUCCAAGACAACACCACCAAACUAAUGUUCGGGUAAAACCGGAACCUCCCGAAACAAAAGAUUCAUUCGACAAACUGCCGAAAAAGAACUUCUUGAAAAGUUCGAGUAAUAAUGCACGUAUAGACACAAGAACACCCAAAACAAGCAAGAAAAGCAGCACUUUCCCACCCGUAAGUGGUCCUUCGGCUUUAGCCUUGAGUUCGAAUAUCAAAACAAACAAAAACUCCCGGAAAAAAACUCCUCACUCGGAGAUCGAAAACUGUGCCGAGAAAAAAACCAGUGUUGAAGAUGUUCCGGAGAAGAUUAUUCAUGUGAUCGAGCCAAGAGAUGAAAACAUUGCCCAAGAAAGCUACAACUGCACUGAAUUUACUACUUUGACAUCAAAUGAGAACCAGAAUUCAAACAGGGAAAAAAAGGCUACAAGAGGUUUGAGUAUAAUUAUAUCCGAUGAUGCAAAGGAUAUUGCAACCAAGAAGCUGAAGUUUAGGAGAGGGAAAGUUCUCGAAGAUAAGUUAGCUCAUAAUAAGAAAAAUGAUGAUGAAAUGAGUAUUCUUAGGCACUGA
Striga asiatica is the source of this 618-nucleotide messenger RNA. Lineage: Eukaryota; Viridiplantae; Streptophyta; Magnoliopsida; Lamiales; Orobanchaceae. The record is from the annotation of a GenBank genome assembly.